GCACCAAUCGUGUCCUCUCUCUCUCUCUCUCUCUCUCUCUCUCUGCAAUGGGUUCGCUGAAGGAGGUGAUAGGGAAGCUGGAGAAGGAGAACUUCGUAAGCCUGCUGACGAAGAUCAUAGGAGAGGUGAAGCACGUGCAGAACAACCCCCCAGAGCUCAUCCCCAAAGAGGACAGGGUCGCCAGGCACGUGCUUGACUCCCUUCUCCCUUUCUCCACCUCCUCUGGUGGGCCCCUCAUCGUCAACCACGUCAGCUACACCGAGGGCCGCGGCAACGUCAUCGUCGAGUACCCCGGCACCGUCCCCGGCAAGAUCGUCUCCUUCGUCGGCUGCCACAUGGACGUCGUCACCGCCAAUCCCCAAGAUUGGGAUUUUGAUCCUUUCUCUUUGAGCAUUGAUGGGGACAAAUUGCGUGGUCGUGGAACAACUGACUGUUUGGGGCAUGUAGCUCUUGUAACGGAACUCAUGCGAAGGCUGGGGCAAACCAAGCCAAAGCUGAAGUCCACUGUUGUUGCUGUCUUUAUAGCUAAUGAAGAAAAUUCAUCUGUUUUGGGGAUUGGUGUGGAUGCACUUGUGAAGGAUGGCCUACUUGAUAAACUCAAAGAAGGACCCUUGUUCUGGAUCGAUACGGCUGACAAACAACCAUGCAUAGGUACUGGAGGAAUGAUAGCAUGGAAACUUCGAGCAACAGGAAAGCUUUUCCAUAGUGGUAUUGCCAACAAGGCAAUCAAUCCUCUGGAGUUGAUAAUGGAAGCUCUUAAAGAGAUCCAAUUACGAUUCUACAGAGACUUCCCACCGCACCCUAAGGAAGAAGUUUAUGGGUUUGCCACACCAUCAACCAUGAAACCGACUCAAUGGAGUUACCCAGGAGGUGGUAUCAAUCAGAUUCCAGCCGAGUGUACUGUUUCAGGGGAUGUCAGGUUUGUUCCAUUACUGAAAAACACAGAUGUGGCGAAAAAAUUACAGGAAUAUGUCGACGAUAUCAAUGCCAACAUAGAGAAGCUAGAUACGCGAGGGCCCGUGUCAAAAUAUGUCCUCCCAGAUGAAAAUUUGAGGGGCAGGCUUACAAUCAGCUUUGAUGAGAGCAUGAUGUCUGGAGUUGCUUGUAACCUUGAAUCCCGUGGCUUCCAUGUAUUGUGCAAAGCAACUGAAGAAGUGGUUGGACAUGUCAAGCCCUACUCAAUUACUGGUAGUUUGCCAUUGAUCCGUGAGUUGCAGGAUGAAGGUUUCGAUGUUCAAACUGCAGGCUAUGGUUUGCUGGCUACUUACCAUGCCAAGAAUGAGUACUGCCUUUUCUCAGAUAUGUGCCAAGGUUUCCAAGUGUUCUUGAGUAUCAUCUCCCAAUUAGAAGAAGAUUAAGCAGAUCUACUUGCAUGGUGCUGCCGAAUCGUUUCCAUCACACUUCUGUAAUACAAGCCCACCUGCAUCCGAGCAUGAGUCAGGUCCUUCAUAUGCAUUGUUCCUGCUUCAAUAAUAUUUCUCAAGGGAUUCAUUCACGGGAGUCUCAUCCUUUCUUGAAGACUCCACCGAUGGAAGACUUUAGGACGAUGCAAUAGAAAAUUAUAAAAAUUUCACUGUU
Messenger RNA from Magnolia sinica, 1578 nucleotides. RefSeq names its product acetylornithine deacetylase. The record is from RefSeq and is a predicted model, not a curated record. The coding region runs from base 48 to 1358 and encodes 436 amino acids. Gene Ontology annotation, molecular function: hydrolase activity. NCBI's taxonomy places the organism in Eukaryota, Viridiplantae, Streptophyta, Magnoliopsida, Magnoliales, Magnoliaceae. The transcript has 9 exons.